AUGUUCAUGUUCGGUGAAGUUGAGAUCAAUUGUUUGAGAUUUUGCAUCCCUUUCUGGUUUUAUACACGUAAAAAAGCCAAAAUAGACAGCACAAAAAAUGACCCAAGAACACCCCCAGGAGCAAAAAAAAUCUUGAAAACUGAGGGAAAAUGGGUCUCCAAGUCAGUCUCCUUCAGCAACAACUGCAUCUCCACCAUGGAAGAACUCCCCUCAGUCAUAUCCCAACUUCUGGCAUAUCCCAGCGAACUAACAUGGCUGGAUCUUUCCUUCAACCGAAUAUCGUCAAUCUUGCCUGUUUUAUUCCCAAAUGUUCAUUUCCAGUUAUUUUCUGAUUUUCCGAAUUUGUAUAUUUUGUAUCUUCACGGAAACGAGUUGUCGAGUGAAUCCGACCUGAAACACCUCAGUGACAUCAGGUCUCUUCGAAAUUUAACUUUGCACGGAAACAAGAUCUGUGAGUUGGAGCGAGAAAAGGUUUUGUGCAGACUACCGCAGCUGAAAAAGUUGGAUUUUACGACUAUUACUUCAAAAGAGCGACAAAAUGCUGAAAUUUGGAUAAAAUUGAAUUCUAAAAAAUAA
Molecule: messenger RNA, 576 nt
Organism: Octopus sinensis (East Asian common octopus)
Lineage: Eukaryota; Metazoa; Mollusca; Cephalopoda; Octopoda; Octopodidae
Product: leucine-rich repeat-containing protein 51-like
Exons: 3
Coding region: 1-576 (191 amino acids)
Molecular function (GO): protein binding
Source: RefSeq, a predicted model, not a curated record